Messenger RNA from Rhagoletis zephyria (snowberry fruit fly), 1968 nucleotides. RefSeq names its product wunen (gene wun). Gene Ontology annotation, molecular function: phosphatidate phosphatase activity. Gene Ontology annotation, biological process: signal transduction; phospholipid dephosphorylation; phospholipid metabolic process. Gene Ontology annotation, cellular component: plasma membrane. NCBI's taxonomy places the organism in Eukaryota, Metazoa, Arthropoda, Insecta, Diptera, Tephritidae. The record is from RefSeq and is a predicted model, not a curated record.
AUUUUAAACACCGUUUGAAAAGUCGAUUGAAGAUGAAAUAAAGAACAUGUGUCAGCUUAACAACUGAGAAAAGGUUUAGUCAUCUUCAUAUUGCCAUCGAGCAACACGUCUACUGAAAGAGAAGCUUUUUUAACAGAACCUUAACAGAGACAUUUUGCUGGCCUAAACGUAAUGCCUCUCUGUGUUCUUAAGUAAAAACUUAGCAUUGAAAUUAAUCAAUUUAAUAUGCAAUGAAAUAACAAACGACAAACGCAGACUCAGAGUCAUAUCAAAACAAGUUUCGGCUUAAAAGUGACAAAACGUGUUUGCACACUAUAUAUACAUAUUAUGUAUGUAUGUAUGUAUAAGUUUAGUUGAAUGCAUACCUAUGUGCAUAUAUUAAGUUGGACGACGGACGCUCGUUCGUGCUCUCAACGUUUGUUCGCCCACAGUUUUUAUUUAUGCGGUCUACCUAGUGAGAAAGCACGCGCAUAUUGGUGAGGGAAAAGCUUUUUCUUGGAGCAAUCUUACGCUUUUACUUCGUCAUUGCUCCGGCCUUAUUAGAUUUUAGAGAGCGCUUUUAAUGAAAAACACAGCUGCUGGCAAAAUGAGUAACGAGUCAACUGCUAGUGAGUCAACACCAUUUCGCCGCCCGGAAAGCCAAAAUAGCUUUGACGUAUCGUCGUCUUUGUUGUUGUUAGCAAAAUCGCGUGACGUGGAAAAACAUUAUCGUAACCUAAAUCAAAACUCCAACGAUAUCAGCAACAGCAAUUGCAGCUGCGACAACGUCAACGGCAACGGCAACGGCAACAGCAAUAGCAAUAGCAACACCAGUAGCGCCACAGUAUCGACAACAGCCGCAUUGGCCAUCGCAAAUUUGAAUAACAACAACGUUGAAGUGCGUCUUUGUGCUGGUUCCGGAGAGGAAUCUAUCGAGCAAAUUUCUAAAACAAACAAAAUGGAUCACAACAAACGAGUGUUAUAUCGCGUGGCAUUGGAUGUGUUCAUACUACUCUGCGUGGGUUUUCCGAUUUUAUUAUUUUACCUAUGGGGGUCCGCCUACCAACGUGGGUUCUUUUGCGAUGACGAGUCCCUGAAGCAUCCAUUCAAGGAGUCAACUGUAAAGAAUUGGAUGUUAUACUUUGUAGGGCUGGUAUUGCCCAUUGGAGUGAUGCUUGCGGUCGAGAUAGUGAGAGCGGAACGUAGUAAAACAUCAUCAGAUGGAGCUUUUCCCACCCGUAGGUAUAUUUUCAUGGACUAUGAGGUUCCUGCUUGGAUGGUUGAAUGCUACAAAAAAAUUGGUAUUUUCGGCUUUGGAGCAGCUGUGUCCCAGCUCACGACAGACAUCGCUAAAUACUCGAUUGGGCGUUUGAGACCUCACUUUUUCGCAGUCUGUCAGCCCAUCUUGUCCGAUGGCACUACAUGUGAUGAUCCAAACAACGCGGGAAAAUACAUCGAGGACUUCACGUGCAAAGGCGAUGAUUCCACGAAGCGCAUGUUAAAAGAAGUUCAUCUUUCAUUCCCCAGCGGACACUCAAGCUUUACAUUCUACACCAUGGUAUAUACUGCGUUAUACUUACAAUCGCGCAUGGACUGGAAAGGAUCUAAGUUGUUGCGUCAUUCUUUACAGUUUCUGUUUAUUAUGAUUGCCUGGUAUACGGCCCUGAGUCGAGUAUCGGAUUAUAAGCACCAUUGGUCUGAUGUGCUGGCCGGUUCCUGCAUUGGUGCGCUCAGUGCUGUGAUCGUGAGCAACUUUCUGCCGAAGGAUUGGUUCAAUUGGAAUACAGUUUGGCCCGUUAAGCAUAAUAAAAUGCGCUGAUAGCUAUAAAUAACCAUACUGUAUCCAUAGGCUAUUAAUUAAAUACAUAUACAGUUUUAUUAUACAUUUUGCACGAAUAAGAAUAACUAGAGACUUACGCUUCAAUAUAAAAAGUUUAAACUCAAAAUAAAGAGAAUAAAGCCUGUGAAAAGCAAUCAAAAUUAUAGUCG